CUGUAAUAGACUAAGUUUUAUUUUUUUGUUUUGUUUUUAUUUUUUAUCGUCUUUUAUGCUGAUUGUGGAGUAAAAAUUAACUUAUACCAUUAUACUCCACUUCUUUACUGGGUAUGUUUAGAUGGUAGGAUAUGGUAUGAACCACAAUUUUUUUCCUAAUUUCGAUAGAUGAUAUUUUCGAUUUCGUGGAAUCACUACGGUUUUAUAUUUCAGGUAUUCGUGUGUGCUGUGUAUGCAACAUUUGUCAAGGUGCCUUGAACCUAUAAUACUGUGAUUCAUUGAUGCUUUGUGUAUGAUUGCUGCUUAAAAUUUUAGAUUUGAGAUGGAUAUGUAAAUGACUGCAAUGGAUUACAAGUCUCUUCAAUAUGUUUCUUUUCUUCGAGAGAAGAUUGAAGAUUAUAUCAUGGCAGCUGAGCUUAACAAUAUGAGCCUCUGGGUGAUGGUUACCGCGACGAUCGCUGUCAUAGCGAUAACAAUACUACACUUUUUAUAUAGAAGAAUAAAAAUUCCAGAUAUUCGUAUUCCAGAAUUGGAAGAAAAUCGUCAGUUACGGUUUCGCAAAAGAGAUAAAGUUCGUUUUUUUGCCACGAAAGUUUUAAGAAAGGGUAAAGAUGCAGCAAGUCGAUUGCAACGACAAGCAUCCGCAAUUAAGGAAGGUGUAUCAAUACCUGAAUACAGCAGGUCUGGCAGAAGACUGAGAAAAAGGGAAAGGAUGCUUAUUCUUGCUAAAAAACAAUCUCAUAUUCGGAAUUCUUUGCCUACCUGUGAUCAAAUGAAAGAGGGGAGAUUCCACCCCCUAAUAUUUUCAUCUUUAAUGUUCCAUGUGAAGCAAGAUCCUCCAAAAUUAUUAAAGAAAGAACUCCCAACCUCCAUGUUAGAACCUGAUAUAUUGAAUGAAGAACAAAAACCGGAUUUACCAGAAGAAGUUAUGUAUCUGCUACAAAGUGUUAAAGUUUUCGGACAUUUUGAAAAAGGAAUAUUUCUUCAACUAUGUCGUCACAUGGAGAUUUUAAAAGUAGAAAAAGAUAAAUAUUUAUUUCGGAUUGGCGAUCCUGAUGAAUAUAUGUACGUGAUACAAGAUGGACAAAUUAACUUGUAUAUAUCGGAUGAUGGACUUGAGGUGAAACUCAGUGAAUCUACAGCAGGAGAAAGCAUUCACAGUCUGUUGAGUAUCCUUGAUGUUUUAACUGGCCAUUCUGCUCCUUAUAAAACUGUAUUUGCAAGAGCUGUAGAAGAUUCCACUGUAAUUAGGUUACCUGUCAAAGCUUUUAAUGUUGCAUUUGAAAACAGGAAAGAUGCUUUGGUUCAGAUGGUGCAGGUCAUCAUGACAAGAAUGCAGAGAGUCACAUUCCUUGCUCUUCAUAACUGCCUCGGACUUUCUCAAGAAUUACUCAAUCCUGUAAAAAAUGGGAAUGGAGGCCGACUAUCCAUACAUAAGUUAUGUCAAUCACAAGAUUCUUUGGGUUCUCUGCUUAGUCAGCAUUCACAGGAAAGUGAUGAGUCAGCAACAGAUAUUUUGAAAACUGAUACAGAUCAAACAGAUGCAGCCGUAUUACAAAAUGAAAGACCAAUUGUUAAAGAAUCUCUACCAAAAGUUAAAUCAGACCCAGUACUCCAGGAAUCAAAAGCUAAGCAAUUAAGAUUUGGAGAAAUUGUGACCGUAUUCGAUGACAACGAUAAUAUUUUCCAGAGACAAGCAAGUCUCCCAAACACAGGAUCAAAGAAGCAUAUCUUAGAUGAAAAAGCGAGUUUAGAAGAGUUUGAAGAUCAAUUAUCGUAUCAAUAUAUUCACCGGGACAGUACAACAUCAAUAUCAAGUGGGGAAACACCUGGACGUUGGUCGAGUAACCGACCACAAGAAAGUUGGGAAGAAAGAAAAUCGGUAACUGAGUUGAAUGAACCAGAGAUUCUGGAUCUUGUUGUCCAAGAUUUGAUGAUUGUGUUUGGAAUUGAAGACGAAGAAAUAUUGAAAGAAAAAGUUGUUUUACUUCAGGUACCAGAAGGUUAUGAACUCAUCCAGGAAGGAGAACAGGAUGUUUCCUUGUAUUUUGUUGUCACUGGAUCAUUGUGUAUUUAUCAAGCAAUACUGCAACAUGACCCUUGUGCAGAUCAUAAUGUUACACUUUUCCAUGCAUUCCCUGGUAUGUUGACGGGACAACUUGCUGUACUAACUGGCGAACCGUCAUUUUUUUCUGUACGAGCUGAUAAUAAUUCUGUUAUUGCUUUGCUGAAAAGAAAAGACUUUUAUAGUAUAAUGCGAAAAUAUCCUCGUAUGGUGCUCAAUACUGCCCACACGGUGGUGCAAAGAGUCAGUCGCUUUACUCGACAAAUAGAUUUUGCUCUUGAUUGGUUAAUGGUGGAAGCCGGAAAAGCUGUUUAUAAGCAAGGUACUACAAGUGAUUGCAUGUACAUCAUACUACACGGAAGGUUAAGAUCAGUUCAUGAAAUUCAUUCAACUGGAAAGAAGGAAUUGGUUUCUGAGUUUGGAAGAGGAGAAAUGGUUGGAAUGAUGGAAGCUCUGCGAGGCACAAGUCGAGCUGUAUCUAUGCAUGCUGUGAGAGAUACUGAGCUGGCAAAGAUACCAGAAGGAUUGCUGAAACAUAUCAGACGUCACCAUCCAGGGGUUGUUUCACACCUUGUAUCGCUUGUGUCAGAAAAACUUCUUGGUUCAAUGAUGACAACCAGACCAACGUAUAGAAAUCAUCCCGGUGAAUUGUUAUCUCAUAAACAACAAAUGGCUGAAGAGACAAAAUUUGCAUAUGGAGAUGUCUCCAACCAUCUGGCCAACUUAUCAACUGUGGCAGUAUUGCCAGUGAAUCGUGGUGUUCCUGUAGAAAAAUUCACAAUGGAAUUGGAACAUGCAUUAUCUGCAAUAUGUGACCAGGUUUUGCAUCUAACAAGUGACAACAUCAAGAACAGAUUGGGACAGAGUGCUUUAGACAGUGCACACGAAUACAGAUUAUCGGGAUGGCUGGCUCAACAGGAAGAUUUGCAUCGGAUUGUUCUAUACCAAGCAGAUGAUCACAUGUCAUUAUGGACACAACGAUGCAUAAGACAGUCUGAUGCAAUAUUGAUUGUAGCGAAUGGGGAUGGAGAACCAAAUGUUGGAGAGCUUGAACAAGAACUUGAAAAUUACUCAAUUCGAGCCUUGAAGGUUUUGGUCCUGCUUCAUCGACCAGAGGUUUCUCAACCAACUAGAACUGUGGAAUGGUUGAACAUGAGGGGAUGGUUGACUGAACAUCUACACAUCAAGGGCUCAAAACGUUUGUUUGCGAGAACAACGAAAUCAAAAUUGCCUCAAUACAGAGAAAGGUUACGACAACGAGAAGUCGACAGGUUCAGUGACUUUUCAAGGCUUGCCAGGUUUUUGACUGGCACUUCUGUAGCCCUUGUGCUAGGUGGUGGAGGAGCUCGAGGAAUCUCUCAACUUGGAAUUAUUAAAGCUUUACUAGAAUCUGGUGUUCCCAUAGACAUGGUAGGAGGAACUUCAAUUGGUGCUUUUGUUGGUGCAUUAUGGGCAGGACACAGAGAUAUGGCGAUAGUCCGAUCUCAAACUGCAACUUUUUCCACUGGAAUGGGAUCCUUCAUGCCGAAGCUAUUCGACUUGACUUAUCCCAUCACAUCUAUGUUCAGCGGGGCUUCUUUUAAUCGUGCAAUACAGGCUGUCUUCAAAGAAACUCAAAUCGAGGAUCUAUGGCUUCCAUAUUAUACAAUCACUACCGAUAUAACGUCACCAAAGAUGAGGGUACAUACAGAUGGUUCUUUAUGGAGGUAUGUACGAGCCAGCAUGUCUCUUUCCGGUUAUCUACCCCCAAUAUGCGACCCCAAAGAUGGUCAUUUAUUGAUGGAUGGAGGCUACAUUAAUAACGUUCCAGGUGAUGUGGCACGAUCUCGUGGCGCAUGUCGUGUCAUAGCUGUAGAUGUUGGUGCCGCCAUCACCUCUGAUUUCACAGACUAUGGAGAUCAUCUGUCUGGUUGGUGGGUUCUAUGGAAAAAAUGGACCGGGAGAUGGACAGGACAUAUAAAGGUCCCAGACAUGAAUGAAAUCCAACAGCGUCUCUCCUAUAUUUCAUGUCAUUAUCUGAUGGAUCUUGUUGUAAACAGUAAUUACUGCACCUACCUGAGGCCUCCUGUUAACAAAUAUAGCACCAUGGAUUUUGCAAAAUGGAAAGAUCUUCUCGAACUUGGUUACAAAUAUGGAAGAGAAGUUUGCACAGAGGAAUGGGGAGAUGAAUUCUGGAGAGAAUUGCACCAGUUUGGGUCGCCAGAUCAACAUCGGUCUUCCGUUGAUAAAGUAGAUGGAAGAAAAUCUUUGAGGAACAAAACUUCUUUGGCUAAUAUGAGAGCAAAUGCGUCGUUCACAGAUCUUUCAGAAAUUUUGAGGAAAAAGUCAAAUGCUGAAGAAGCUUAUUUCCUGGCUUCAGGCACAGAAUUUUCAGAUCUUGAAUUUGAAAUUGGUUAUGAGUCAUCUCCUGAAUGUGGUUCGUCAAAAAUGUAUUUGGAAAGAGUGGAAAGUGAACCACUGUCAGAGCCUGAUGAAAUAGUUUCUGACAUGGAUGGUGCCAUCUCGUCAAAAUUUCACGAUGAAUCAGACGAAGAAGAUCUAUCAUCAGAUGAUGAAAUUGUUUCCAUGAGACGAUUUUCAUCUCAGAAUGUUUUGAGCACAUCAUUUAGGUGAAGUGAAAUUAACUGAAAUUGCGUGAAUUUGUUGAUAAAAGUUUACAUUAAUUCAUGAUUUAGGCAAUAUUUUUCAUCUCAGGGAUGAUUUAGGUAAUGCAAUAUCACAAUUCACGGUAAAUUCUGUUGUCUAAGUAAUGGUGAAUUAAUCAGCAAUUCACAAUAAUUUGUGAUUGUUCCCAAUGUGAUUUAAGCUAUAUUCUUCAUCCUAAGAUGAAUACAAUAUCAAGUAUUCACAAUCAAUUGCUUUUCACUGUGAAUUGGCCUCAAUUCAAACUCAGUAAUUUUAAGUGUUCCUGUUCUUGCCACUUUUUUGUUCAGUGUUACCUUUCUUGUAAAACUAUAAUGCUACCUUUGAUCCAUUGGUAGAGUAGAGAUCGUUAUUUAUAAGAUUAUGAUAUUUCAAGAAGAAAAAUAUUCAUAAUUUGCCAUUUCUGCAUUGGAAUCACAAUUUUGUCAUACUCUACAUCGACAAAUUUUGUUUUAUUCCAUAAAAAAACAAUCAUUUAGAAUAUUACAACUUUUAUACACUAAAUUUCAUAGCUUUUUACCGCUUCGGCCUUCGGGUACCUAUAGGGCAUCGUGAGUUCCAUUCAAAAAUUCCCUAGCAACUCAAAACUAGUUGUAAACAAGAUUGAACAAAUUCCAUUUUACUUAUUCAUUUUUCAUAUAUAUGUUGUCUGUAUACUCUCAUACAAUUUUUCUUUGAACAAAAACCUCUGUGUCUGCUUAUUUAUUUUUCUUGUAGACCUCUAUAUAUAAAUUAGGAUUGUGUAUGUAAUCAUCCAUUUUGUGUCCAAAGACUUCCUGGUGACCUCCAUUAAUUGUCUUGAUAUUGCUCACAAAAGUUAUAGCAGGAAAAGUGGAACGACCACUAAAUUUCGUAUGUUGAAAUCCAUCAGAAAAUAGUGAUCUACAAUGAAACCAUUAAACAUACGAAACUUAAUGUAUGCUUAGUUUAGCAAGUCUAUAGUAACUCUUGACUUGAUACAUUUUUCUUGAGGGUUAGGAACCUUUGUGUGUCGUUGACACCCAUAUGAUGUGUUUUCUAUUGUUGCAAUUCCACAUUGGUACAAAAAAAACACAGUCCGAUUUCAAUAAGGCUACUCUUCUAUAAAAAAAACAGUUUUGUAAGAAUUGAACAAUUCUUCAUAGCCUAUUUACUUUAAAUUAGUGUAGUUAUAAUGAAUGAUAUCUCCCAGUGAAUGUAUUUUGGGGGGAGAUGACCGUAUGGUCUGAUCGCUCCCCCCAGUCUAUACCGAAAAACUUUGUGUAUGUUGAUGUAUAUUUUUAUUAUUGUUGCAAUGCUCAUUUUUCUGGUUGACAAAAUAAUAAAUCUCUCUCCCUCUUAUUGCCCACAGCGAACCAAUCCGGCGGCCAUUUUGAAAAAGUUUCUGCUAAAUUAAACAAGCCUUAUAUAUAUUUAUAUUUCAAUAUUUUCAGUGAAUAUUUUGGUACUGCUCAAAAACUGUGAUGUUUCUUCGCUGUGAACUAAAAUUAUUAUUCUAUUUAUUAUAUCAUCUAAUAUGUAUUUCUUGUUUGUUCCUGCUUGUAACUUGUAUUUUAUGUGUCUGCAUUAUUUUUCUUUAAUCGUACACUGUCGCUGCUCAUUCAUCUUAUAGUAUUUUUGUGCCCUGGUAUUUUCCUGAAGAUCAAAUUUUUAGGGUUUGAAUCAGCGAUGCUAAUAAAAAUGCCAGUUUUAUCAGGGAGAUAAAUCCAUGGAAAUUGUUCCAAACUGUUGUACUUGAUUCUUCAAAAUGAUAUUUGGAAUUAAAUUCGAAGUUUAGAAUAUUAGAAAAGUGAUUUUAACGAAAUCUGGUCUAAUUCUGAAGUAAUAUCUUGCACAAUUUGGUAUUUUGCUGCUAAAGACGUCUAAAUGUAUUGUAUAAUUACUUGGCACGUUCUCUUAGAAUAGGCUUCAAAUGUUCUUCCACUUGAACCCAAGUUUGGCUGUAUGUGCAAAUAUGAGUGCUGAUUUUGAUUCAGGACAGUUUGAAAACAUUUAAAGUUUUAUCUCGUGUCAACCCUAAUACUGCUAUUCAAAAAAUGGUUUCGCUUGUGAUAUUUGUUGCAACAAUAUGUAAAAUAUUGCUAGUUGGUCUUUAUGGAAGAAUAGUUUGUUUGAUCAGCCCAUAUAAAUUUUAUCCCAUUUUAUUCAUAUAAUAAAAAAUCGAAAUUGAAUAUCAUUCCCAAUUUAAUGAAUGUAAAAAAAUUCUACCUCCAAAUUUCAUUCUUCAUCAAAAUUAUUCAGUUGCACGAAAAGUAAUAUUUUUCGGUGCCAUCACUGCCCAUGCCAGCCAGCCUUUACAUUUACUUUCAAUGAUGACCAGUGGUUUUUACCAAUUUUGCACAACUAGUAAGAAUUGAACAAUGUGAGUUUUUCGAUGGAGUGUUUGAUUACAAUAUUUACUCUCAAGUCAAUGCAUUGAUAACAUACAGGGUGUCCAUGAUAAAGUUCCUUUACAAUUUCAAUUUUGUUAUGAACUCCGUUCUCAAUAUAUGUUAACCAGGUUUGUUGUUUUGUCAUCAGUAAUUGUUAAAAUGUUAAAUUUUUAUUUCAUUUUUUGCAUCUAUGAUAUAUGGUAUCGAUAAAUUCCCUUUGCAGUUUAAAAAAAGUUUAAAACCUCAUGGACACCCCAUAUGUCUUACCUAUAAGAUGACAAUAUAAUCAAAUCUGCACAUAAUCACUUGCACUGGGGUUCCGCUUCAUCAAAAAGAUUAGAAACCAUUGCUAUAUGUAUACACACGUUCAAAACUACCAUUCUCUGUCCACAAUGUUCGCAAAUUCUUCUUGAACUUUAAAAAGUAAAAACACUGAAUUUGGUCUGAUUGAAAAAUGUAAUAAUCACUUUGUAUGUGAAUUUUAAAAUCUGCGUUUGUUUUAAAAUAUCGUUUGCAUCUAUAUGUUCUAAGUCUUUUUCAUAUCUGAUUGUACUUUGAUAAUAAUACUGUGACGCAUUGUUA
Messenger RNA from Styela clava, 7641 nucleotides. The record is from RefSeq and is a predicted model, not a curated record. Lineage: Eukaryota; Metazoa; Chordata; Ascidiacea; Stolidobranchia; Styelidae.